Messenger RNA from Diospyros lotus (date-plum), 2524 nucleotides. Its product is annotated as putative pentatricopeptide repeat-containing protein At3g25970. Lineage: Eukaryota; Viridiplantae; Streptophyta; Magnoliopsida; Ericales; Ebenaceae. The transcript has a single exon. Gene Ontology annotation, molecular function: protein binding; RNA binding. The record is from RefSeq and is a predicted model, not a curated record. Bases 224 to 2386 code for a protein of 720 amino acids. Gene Ontology annotation, biological process: RNA modification.
UUGUACAUCACAUGACAGUGGCUGGGUAUUCAGAAAGCCCCAAACGCUUCUUCGGCGGCUCGCUCCGUCACCGUCGUCGUCGUCCAGCACAAUCUUCGGCGAUCAUGUAAACCGGAGUUGCAAAAAGUCAACGUUUUUAGCUUUGUCCAACGAGAAGCAACUUUGGAGGAAAUGGGUUAUCAUCUAAUUGGCAAGAAUACAUGAUUUUUUUAAGUGGGUCUUCAUGGAGAUUAUGCGUUCUCUCGUUGAAAGCUCUGUGGCCUCUUUGUACAAGGUUUCAGUAAGCCACGGUUGGGCAAUCAAACGAGGAACCUUUGCUGAUACUUAUACUGCAAAUAUUAUAUUAAGCGGAUACACGAAAUGCAGAGAUGUGGGUGUUGCACGCAAGUUGUUCGAUGAACUUCCCAACAGAGAUACGGUCACAUGGAACUCAAUGAUCACUGGGUGUGUAAGUUAUAGAAAUUUAUGGAGUGCUUGGGAACUUCUGAAAAAUAUGAGAAGAUGCAGGUUUAUGGUUGAUGGGUAUACAUUUGGAAGCCUACUUAAGGGCGUUGCUUGUGAGGGCUGCAUUGAUCUGGGGCUGCAAGCACAUUCGCUCGUUCUGAAGACAGGCCAUGGGGAAAAUGUUUAUUCGGCAAGUGCUCUUUUGGACAUGUAUGCAAAGUGUGACAGAGUUCAAGAUGCUUAUUUAGUGUUCCAGGGCAUGUCUGAACGUAACUCUGUCUCUUGGAAUGCCUUGAUUGCAGGGUUUGCAAAGGUGGGUGAUCGCGAGACUGCAUUUUUGUUACUGGACACCAUGGAGCGAGAAGGAGUGAACCUUGAUGAUGGCACCUUUGCUCCCCUUUUAACAUUGCUUGAUGACGCUGAGUUUUGCAAUCUAAAUAAGCUUAUCCAUGCUAAAAUCAUAAAGCAUGGGCUCGCAUUUGAUAACACCUUAUGCAAUGCCUUAAUUACUUCCCAUUCAGACUGUGGAUCCAUUGAAGAUGCCAAGCAAGUGUUUGAGAGUGCUACUGGCAACCAAGAUUUAGUCACAUGGAAUUCCAUGCUAGCAGCCUACCUAGCACAUAACCGAGGAGGACAUGCAUUAGAAAUCUUCCUAGAGAUGCAAAUACUUGGGUUUGAACCAGAUAUCUAUACAUAUACUACUAUGAUAAGUGCUUGUUUUGAAGAUGUGCAUCAAAACCAAGGAAAAUCGUUGCACGCUUUGGUAAUUAAGAGGGGGUUGGAACAGUCAAUACCAAUCUCUAAUUCGUUGAUAGCUAUGUAUCUUAAGUCAAGUAGGAAAUAUUUGGAGGAUGCAGUAGAAGUAUUUGAAUCUAUGAAUGCAAAGGAUAGCGUUUCCUGGAAUUCAAUUUUGACAGGCUUCUCACAAUAUGGGUUGAGUGAACACACCUUGAAGUUCUUUCGUCGAAUGCAAUUUGGCACCUUGCAUCUUGACCAUUUUGCCUUUUCUGCUGUCCUUAGAUCUUGCUCAGAUUUGGCAACUCUCCAAUUGGGUCAACAAGUCCAUGCCUUAGCCCUAAAGUUAGGCUUCGAAUCUAAUGAUUUUGUAGCUAGCUCCUUGAUAUGUAUGUAUUCCAAGUGUGGGAUAGCUGAGGAUGCUGCUAAGUCCUUUGAAGCGACCACUAAAGAUAAUUCAAUCACUUGGAACUCGAUGAUAUUUGCAUAUGCUCAACAUGGGCAGGGUAAAGCUGCAUUGGACCUGUUCUUCUUAAUGAGGGAUAGCAGAGUCAAACUGGAUCAUAUAACUUUUGUUGCAGUUUUAACUGCAUGUAGCCACAUUGGUUUGGUGGAAGAAGGUUACAAUAUUCUAAAAUCAAUGGAAUCUGUUUAUGGAAUUCCUCCCAGAAUGGAGCAUUAUGCGUGUGGGGUUGAUCUGUUCGGGCGGGCUAGACGAUUGGAGGAAGCAAAAGCCUUGAUUGAAGCAAUGCCAUUUGAACCAGAUGCAACUGUCUGGAGAACUGUACUUGGUGCUUGUAGGAUUUGUGGUGAUAUUGAUAUGGCAGCUCAAGCAGCAAGCUAUUUGCUGGAAUUAGAGCCCAAAGAGCAUUGUACUUAUGUUCUCCUCUCUGACAUGUAUGGCAAAUUUAAUAGGUGGAAUGAGAGAGCUGGUAUAAAGAGGAUGAUGAGGGAGAGAGGAGUCAAGAAGCUACCCGGUUGGAGUUGGAUAGAAGUUAAGAACAAGGUGCAUGCUUUUAAUGCUGAGGAUCAUUCCCACCCCCAUUGCAUGCAAAUAUAUCAGGUGUUGGAAGAAUUGGUGAUUGAAAUCAAGGAUUUGGAGGAUAAUGCUUAUGGAAAAUAUACUUGGGAUUUGGAUAUUGUGUGGGGUGAUGCUGUAAUUCAAGAUGUUCAUGGAAUGGUUUCAACAUCUUAUAUGUUUGGAUGAAUGAUUUUCAUGCAAGAGACUGUUCUUGGUAGCAAUGGCAAGGGCGUUCCUUUGUGACCGAGAGGUUAUAGGGGUUGAGUUGUGAAAACGACUUCUUUGUAAAAAAAAAAAAAAAAAAAAAAAGUUACAUAAAUAUAA